AUUUUUGUUUUGUUGUUUCAUUUCGUCUUUAUCUUUCGAUAAGUCGAAAAUUAUAGCUUAGUUGUAUUUUAGGUGUAUGAACGUAAAGAAGCAAUUGAAAUAAAAUAAAUAAGCUGUGUCGUUUUGCCAAGUAAAUUAAUCAAUUAAUUAAUCAAAGACAUUAGCAAUAAAUUGUAAUACAUGCUGUAAAAUGUAGCACACAUUUUGUGAAUAUUGUGAACGAAAGAAGUCUUUGAAUUGUGAUAAAAUAAUUAUAAUAAAAUUAUGCAUUCAACAAAAAGAUUUAAGAAGGACCAUCAAGGUUCAGUGCUUGAUAUGAUCAAGAUGGACAUUGAAGAUCCAGAACCAAUGACUGAACCUGAACCAAGAAUAUUCUCCGAAGCUGUGACCUUAUCAUUCAUAAACAUCGACCAUGAAUUACCUCAAAUCAUCACAGACUUAACAGAUUUCGAAGCUUUAGAAAUUAAUGAUAUCCCAACAAUCAAUGACGCCGUAAAUCUAAUCUCAUCGGAUCUCCUACGUCAAAAGUUUUAUCAAACUUCGUACUCAAUUGCUAUCAAACUGAAGAUUUUUGGUCAAAUCACGACUUUAAGUCCUCUUCAGUAUGAAAUAAUAUCAACAAAAAUUGAUAAGACAAGAAAACUUUUGUUGUGUUUUGAGUCAUUGGAUGAUAAAAAGUGUUGUUUUUAUUGGAAGUCCGAUGAGGAGAUGCCAUUGAUGUCACUUUCAUUGAUUGAUGUGGAUAUUGUAAAUCGGGAUUCAAUGAAUGGCUUUAUAAACUCAUUUUUGUUUCUAGCGUUGAGGUUGGGGAAUAAAGGUAUCCCUCAAGAUGCCAAUAUGACGUCAUCUACAGACUUAUCCCUUUUUUCUCUUGUUGAUAUGAAUGACAAGAAUCUUCUAAUGCUGGCCUCAGAGCUUGGAAAUCGUCCCGUCGUGGAAGAUCUCAUAAAAAUCGGAUUUGAUGUGAAUUUCCAAGUUGAGAACCAAAUCGCAGCUGAUUUAGCUUGGGAGAACCGACACUUGGAUGUCUUACUUUCAUUAUUGCUAGAAAAUUCUUUAUAUCCAGUUGACUUUAAUGAGGCAAAUACAUCAAAUGAGGUGAAAGAUUUUGUGAAGAUGACUCAUCAGUUUGUGAAAAGUGUGAAGAACAAUGACGAAGUUAUUGUGCAAAAUAUAUUAGAAAAAUAUCCAAAUUUAAGAUACUUUUAUAGUCGUGACAACGUUUCAGCAGCUUUUGUGGCUCUGUCAAAGGAAAAAUUCAACAUUUACAAAAUAUUCAUGACUAAGAAUGUUUGUGUUGGUCCAAAAGAAGAUAUAGACAAGAUUUUAACAAAAUUAAAUGAUAAACAGCGUGAAGAACUUCGAAAAAUCCACUUGGAACAUUCCAGAGAGCCACCAGAAAAAUUCUUGAUGAUCCUUCACUCAAACACCAGCGUUGGCCACGAUACAAUCAAUGUCAAUGAGAAAUUAAAUCACGCAAAGUCAGCAAUCGAGUAUCUUUGCCGUAUUUCUGUAAUUCGACUAAUCCUUCAAAUCGUUGCAGCUUCUCGAGACUUUAAACUGAUUUUUGAUUUUAACCGAGAUUCUGUGCAGUUUCUGGAUCCAACAUCCAGUAAGCAGACGCGAGGAUCAUUUUUUACAUCCAGACAAGUCUAUAUAGCAGCAAAGUUCUUACUCGAUCCAGAGCAUCGACAAGAAGCAAUUGGAACUUUAGCACAUGAGCUUUGUCAUUUUGCCAUGUUCUUGGUCUACAGGAAUAAUUGCUUGCCAUACUUCAAUGGAGAUCAUAAAAUGGCAAAAACAUUCCAUGGAUAUCUGAAAUAUUGUCAUGAAAAUCGAAAGAAAGAGCCAAUUAUGGGAUAUGUCUUUGAUAUCCCGAAAGAGAACCAAGAGACACGACAUGCUGAGUUGAUCGUUCGAGUUCCACAUCUUCUGGCUUUAUAUCAUGAAAAUACAGACAAAUUAGAUCAAAUAAGAGAGUAUUUUCUCCCAUUAUUCAGUUUCUUUGAGUUCAAGGUUGUUGAGGACAUGAAAAUAGCAUUGCCAAAUAUCGAAACCGAAGCUGAUGGCGAGAUUAAAAAAUUUAACGACAAAAGAAAACGAAAAGGAUUUUGCAGCAUGCGAAAUUUGAUUAUUUUGAUUAUAGUUGCAUGCAUUUCAGUUAUUGGAAUCGCACUGGGAAUUUAUUUUGGAGUUUCGCGUAAUUCCAAUAAUGAUUUGGUUGGCGAGGUGUUCCAGCCUUGGAACGCUAUCGUUAGACACUCACGGACUGAUGAAAUUAUGUGUAUUGGAAGUAUAAUUCAUCCUGAAUUUGUGUUAACUACUGCCGAGUGUGUCCAAAAGAAGAAUCACAGGAACCCACUGCCUCCUGGACUUUUUAUAGCUGAUUUUCAUCGUCAAAUUGGUUCUCUUAGACUCGAAGUUGCUGAAAUCAAUGUCUUUUUUGACUGGAAAUUUAAUGAAGAUAAUUUAGGAUCAGACUUGUCUUUAUUAAGACUGAAAGAGUCACUUCAAUUUACUGUUCAUUUGCGUUCAGUUAAUUUACCACUUCAGAUACUUCAGCUAAACAAGACUGCUUUACAUCAAAAUACUAGAAGUGAUACUGUCCUCCAUACAGUGAUGGGUCUACAUUCAUUUAAUAUUCCAAUUACAAAAAUUGACACGAUUGAAUGCAUUAUUGACGAUUAUACAAUCAAUAAAUAUUUAGGAGAUCUUCAGUAUUGUGCACGACAGAUUGUGAAUAAGUACUGUAUAAAUGGAUAUGGCGAACAAGUCUAUGAUUCUGUAAAAGAUACAUUGCAUGGAUUAGUGUCAAUGGGACACAUGACAGAAGCUUAUUGUGCAAGUAAUAAUAGUUUGAUUAUUACUGAAUUGGGUUACUAUUCUGAUUCAAUAAGGAAUGCUGUUUGUGGUGAUAGAAAUUAUAGUUCAAAUGAUUACAACAUGUGGACGACUGAAUCUGAGAUUAAUAAUUUUAUGGUAGCUGUAAUGGACAAUUAUACAUCCGAAUUUCUUUGUUGGGCAUUCUUCAUCAGCCAUCAAGUGCUUCUUACCGAUUCAAAUUGCCUAAGAUUAGCAAGUGAAAAAAACAUCCGACUUAAAAGUGAUCACAAUAAUUGGCUCAAUAUUCAAUCAAUUGAAAAUUCUGAUGUAGAAAAUAUUACAAAAAUUACUUUGACUGCAAAUUCAAGUUCGGACAUAACGAUUGACAUUGUUAACAAUGAGCAAAAUCUUUUGGACCUAGAAAAUGUCAAAAUAGUUUACAACUACGAAAUGUAUGGCGAUGUAUAUGCGUCAAGAUUCUAUCAUUACCGAAAUAAGAUCAAUGAAAGAGUUUUAAGCGACUUUUGUGUUCAAUAUUCUGGUGGUCCAGUUUUUAUGGAUAUUAAUUUUACUGCAAAAUUGUAUGGAAUUGUGAUAAAGAAGCCAUGUGAAGAUGAUUGCACCAUUGAAGAUAAUGGAUAUAAAGUUGGCUACGUCAAUCUUUUCGAUCAUAAAAACUGGAUUUUUGGUGUACCAACAGAAUCUACAAUAGCUCCUAAUCCCACUACAACAGUUACUACUUCUUCUGAGUAUCCAAUCACCACAACUUCAUAUACCACUAAAUCACUUCCUGCUACUACCACAACAGUCACAAGAUUUUUAACAUUCCCAACUAUUUCAUUCCCUCCAAUGCCUACACUCCCUCCAUUUCCUAAUAUUUCCAGCUUUGAAUCCAAUUAGCGGAGAGGUCUUUGAUCGAGAAUAUUGCACCAAUGGAACUGAAUGUCGAAUUUUAAAAGUGUUCUCAGCAACUUCUUUUAAAAUUGUCAAUAACAUUGCACCAAUCUAUGUUGAUCAUCAAUACAGCAAAGAAGUAGAAGUCUUUGAAAGUAUUACACUAAAAAACAUCGAAAUGCCAUUACCAAUUAAUGUGGUUGACGUGUUUCCAAAUCUAGUUAAAUAUACUUUCCAAAAUAUUGCUGUAAAGGAAAUUUCAUUGGAUAAUUUUUGGAAGUUGUCAGCUUUGGAGUUUAUUGAUUUAAGCAAUAAUCAAAUUGUAUCAAUUGAUUCAGAUACAUUUAAUCAUACGACAAAACUUAAAGAACUUAAAUUGGAAAAUAAUCAAAUCAGUUUCUUCAAUGAAGACAUUUUGCAGCCAUUAAAGAAUUUAGAAAUAUUUGACAUUAAUAGUAAUUUAUUGAAAAAUAACUUAUCAAUCUUUAAAUAUUGUUCAAAUAUAAAACAAAUCAUUCUAUCCAAAAAUGAAAUUACUGAAAUUAGGAACAACAUAUUUGUCAACUGUGGAUUGCUCGAAACUGUGGAUUUCAAUUCAAAUGAAAUUAGCUUUCUAAACACAGACAUUUUCCUCAAUAAACCAAAUUUAAAACAUGUCGAUUUGAGGUGGAAUAAUUGCAUUAGUAAGGAAUUUGUUGGUUCUAAUGGAACUAAGUUUACAACAGAUGCAUUUAACGCAAUGAUGAAUGAGAUUAGCGUUUGUUAUCUGCCACAAACAACAACAUUUAUCCCAAUGACAGUUACUUAAAAAGCAUUGUUAUUGCUACUAAAAAAUGAUUUCCUAGAAAGGGGAACCUUAACGUUGGGGUUCUGUAGACUUUUAAAUACUUUAGACUUCCUUGAGAUCACAUUUUUAUACGAAUUUAAAUAAUAUGUAAUUAAAAUAAUGUUAAAGACAAAGAUUUUGAAUACAACUUAUUAAAUACAACUGUCCUUGUAACCCCUCCCCCCUCUUGACCCUUCUCGAACUUUAAAGCUUACAUUGUAUUGCACAUUUCAAUAAAGAAAGAUAAAAAAAAAAUCAAUCAAACUUUUUCAUUUUUUUUUU
Molecule: messenger RNA, 4825 nt
Organism: Chironomus riparius
Lineage: Eukaryota; Metazoa; Arthropoda; Insecta; Diptera; Chironomidae
Source: the annotation of a GenBank genome assembly